AUGGACAUCACCCGCGUCUGUCCCAGCUGCCUCCGCCAAGCGAUGGCGCGCACGACCACCGCGCCCCGUCUUACCGUCGCAAGCCGCCGCCGACUCGUGCCCGUGCCUCCUCUACGCCGCACCGCCCUAUAUCGAUCCCAAAACGGGUCAAUUGAUGGCGGUCGAAGGGGAUACACCACCGCGUCUUCCGCUUCUCCGCCCCCGCCGGAGAACGUGGCCGUUAUCGGGGGCGGCAUCACGGGCCUAACGACGGCGUACUAUCUCGCCAAAUUCCUGCCCGCAACGUCGAAGAUUACUCUGUACGAGGCCCGCGAUAGAGUUGGUGGGUGGAUACAUACGGUAAAGAAGGAGGCGCCGGACGGACAGCCCGUGUAUUUUGAGAAUGGGCCAAGGAUACUUCGUGGUCUGGCCGGGUCGGGGUUCCGCGCUGACGACUACGUCUUUUACGAUAUGCUCGCCGACCUCAACCUCCCCCUCAAAAUCUCCCCGCCACGCAACAAACUCCUCUGCUACAACGACGAACUCGUCCGCCUACCCCCCAACAUCCUCAACCCCUUCACGGCGCUCAAAACCUCGUGGCAACUCCUCCGCGGAACCCACGUAGUCAGCGGCAUGACAUCGGCAGCCCUGGCGUACCGCCGCGCGAACAUGCGCAACUUGCCACACGAGGCCGUGGAGCAGGACGUUUCUAUCGGCGACUGGCUGCGCAUGACGUUUGGCGAUGCGCCGGCGCCGCGGAACGUGUUGUCGGCUAUGAUGCAUGGGAUAUACGGGGGCAACUUGGAUAAGUUGAGUUUUCCGAGCGUUAUGCCUGCGUUUUGGUAUAAUUUCCACUUGGAGAAGGGCGUGGAUGAGGUGCUUAUCCCGCGCGGGGAUUAUGAGCUUUUGAAGGAGCUGGAUCCGAGGAAGAGGGGGAUUGAGGAGGAGGUGAGGGCUUGGUCGAAGGCGGAGGUGAUUUCGUUUCCUGACGGGAUGGGAUCGCUCGCUUCCGCCAUUCGAGAUGAAUUGGAAAAGAAGGCCAACGUAGUCUUGAAGCCUUCCACCCCUGUCUCCAAACUCCGCUACAUCUCGGACCAGAACAAAGUCGAGCUCUCCACAACAUCAGAGCCACCCUCCCUCCACGACAAAGUCAUCUCCACAACCCCCAGCGGACUCCUCGCCCCCACCCUCCCCUCCCCAAUCCCCCUCAACACCCGCGCCGUCACUAUGCGCACCGUCUCCUUCUUCUUCCCACAACCCAACCUCACGACAAACCUCACGGGCUUCGGCUACCUCGUGCCCCUCACGAGCCCCAAUCCCGAGCAGAUCCUCGGCAUGUUCUUCGACUCGGACACCUACGGCCUGCACGACGAUGAGAAGCGCGGUACCAAAGUCACCGUCCUCAUGGGCGGGCACUUCUGGUCCGAGCUGUCCGCGCAGGAUAUGCCCGGUGAGGAGGAAUGCGUUCGGCGCGCGAGGCAGGUCCUUGCUCGACACGUCGGUAUUACGCAGGAGCCCGAGAUGACGCAUCUUGGUCUCGCUAGCGGGUGCAUACCGCAGCACGUCGUCUCGCACCGCGCCAUCAUGACGGCCGCCGACGAGGCUCUGCGGAGCCAGUUUAAGGGCAAGUUGGCCGUCGCGGGGGGGUCUUAUACUGCUGUUGGAGUCAUGCCCGCCAUGAGGGCUGGGUACGAUGUUGCGUGUGAGGUGGCUGGCGUUGGUGAGAGGGGGGAGACCGUUGGGGACACGGGGCUGGCGCAGUUUAGGGGGAGGCAGGGCGCGGAUGUCAUUGCUGUGCCCAGGGAAGAGUUGAAUGCUUUGGGGAAGCAGUUGAGGGGGUCGAGUGCUGUGGGUAGAUGGUUCUCGGGGAGGUAG
Molecule: messenger RNA, 1854 nt
Organism: Scedosporium apiospermum
Lineage: Eukaryota; Fungi; Ascomycota; Sordariomycetes; Microascales; Microascaceae
Product: Protoporphyrinogen oxidase
Exons: 2
Coding region: 1-1854 (617 amino acids)
Biological process (GO): heme biosynthetic process
Cellular component (GO): mitochondrial inner membrane
Molecular function (GO): protoporphyrinogen oxidase activity, oxygen as acceptor
Source: RefSeq, a predicted model, not a curated record